This is a messenger RNA of Wyeomyia smithii (pitcher-plant mosquito), 3270 nucleotides long. RefSeq lists its product as uncharacterized. The transcript is spliced from 3 exons. Lineage: Eukaryota; Metazoa; Arthropoda; Insecta; Diptera; Culicidae. Gene Ontology annotation, biological process: DNA integration. Gene Ontology annotation, molecular function: nucleic acid binding. Bases 1 to 3270 code for a protein of 1089 amino acids. The record is from RefSeq and is a predicted model, not a curated record.
AUGUAUGAGCAGUUCAUUGAAGAAUAUUUGCGAUUGGGUCACAUGAGAGAGGUGACGGAUGACGAAGAAUCAACAGCCCCACAGUAUUAUAUACCGCACCAUUACGUGCUUCGGCCUGACAGUUCAACCACAAAACUGCGCGUGGUAUUUGACGCAUCAUGCACCACCAGCAGUGGCAUUUCUCUCAAUGAUUCUCUUUUGAUCGGUCCAACGGUGCAAGAUGAUUUGCUUGCAAUUGUUUUGCGAUUUAGGCUACAUCGGUAUGCUGUUGUCGCUGACAUCGAAAAAAUGUACCGCAUGGUACGAGUUCAGCCCGGCGAUUGGCGGCUGCAACGAAUAUUUUGGCGAGCGAAUCGGAAUGAAUUUAUUCGCAUUUUUGAGCUUCAAACCGUCACUUACGGGACAGCGUCAGCACCGUAUUUGGCGACGAAAUGCUUGAAACGCCUAGCAGAACUCGACGGAAGCAAGUAUCCAGCAGCAGCGAAGGUACUGGCGGAAGAUUUUUAUGUCGAUGAUAUGAUGUCCGGAACUGAUAGCAUCGACGAAGGUGUGCGGCUGUGCGCCAGUAUGCAAGCACUAUUGAACGGAGGUGGAUUCACACUGCGUAAGUGGAGUUCUAAUUGUCCUGCCAUACUAGAACAGAUACCAGACGGAUUCAAAGAUGAUCGCACGUCAUUUAAGUUGGAUGAAUCGAGUGCCACAAUAAAAACACUAGGGCUCAUCUGGGAGCUCCGUCUAUAUUGCUUUAAAUUCAGGAUUCCUGAGUGGAAUUCUUCAGAAAUUUGUAAGCGUACUGUCGUGUCUGACCUGGCAAAGGUCUUCGAUCCGCUCGGACUAGUUGGCCCGAUUGUCAUCACAGCAAAAAUAUUCGUCCAAUCCCUCUGGAAGCAGAAGGUUUCUUGGGACGAAACACUUGCACAUGAGCUCAAAAUGCAGUGGAACGAAUUUCGGCACGGCUUGGAGAAUCUAGUUAAUUGUAAGGUACCGCGGUGGAUUGCAUUAAAUAACGACUGUCGCACAGUUGAGCUACACGGGUUUUGCGAUGCAUCGACAGUGGCCUACGGGGCUUGCAUUUACUUGCGAUGCACACAUCACGACGAAAGCGUUACAUUGCACCCGAUUGCCGCGAAAUCAAGAGUCGCACCGCUUGAGGAUAUGAAAAAGCGAAAGAAAAAGCAAUCUAUUCCACGUUUAGAGCUGUCGUCUGCCUUACUACUGACACAUUUGAGUGAGAAGGUGGUUAGCAGUUUGAAGAUUUCGGCCCGUCAACAUUAUUGGACAGAUUCAAUGAUAGUGCGAUAUUGGCUUGCAUCGGUUCCAUCGCGUUGGCAAGUGUUUGUGGCCAACCGAGUGUCCGAAAUCCAGCACGCAACUAAAAAUGGAAGGUGGAGUCAUGUCCCAGGUACAGAUAACCCAGCCGAUGUUCUUUCGCGUGGCACUACAGCCGAACAACUGAUACACGAUAAGCUGUGGUGGGGCGGACCACAGUGGCUGCAAGGAGAUGAAACUGCGUGGCCGCAGACUCAUAUAUCUCCCCCAAAUGAGAUAUUUAGUUUGAAAUCGUCGUUAACAAGCUUGGUACGACUCGUGGCAUGGUUUCUGAGAUUCAAACACAACUGUUGCAAGGGCAAUCGCGAUAACCGAUGGUCUGGACAGUUAACGUUCAUCGAAAGAGAAACAUCGCUUCUUCAUCUCGUAAAAUUGGCUCAGCACGAGCGUUUCGGACAAGAAAUCAAGGAUUUGCUACAAAAAACCGAAGUUAAACCGACAUCCCGCAUUAAUUCACUCUGCCCAAAAAUCCUGGAUGGUAUAGUUCGCGUCGGCGGCCGGCUUGCGAAUGCGCAGAUUUCAACCGAAAGACGACAUCCGAUAAUUUUGGACAAAGAUCACCCGCUAACUGAACUUAUCGUAUUGCACUACCAUCAUAAGCUGCUACACGCAGGGCAACAGCUGCUCAUUGCCAGUGUUCGAGAGCGAUUCUGGCCAUUGAGCAUCCGCAAUCUCGCCCGCAAAAUCAUUCACCGUUGCGUCUUUUGCUUUCGAGUCAAACCAACUGUGCACGAGCAAUUGAUGGCUGAUCUACCCUCAGAACGCGUGACACCUGCCCCACCGUUUUUACGUGUUGGUGUCGACUACUGCGGACCGUUCCAGACAAAUUACGCAAAUCGCAAGAAGGGUCUGCUAAAAUGCUAUGCUGCUAUUUUUGUAUGCCUCGUUACCAAAGCAGUUCACAUCGAAUUGGUUGCGGAUUUGACGACAUCCGCAUUUAUAGCUGCUUUUAAACGGUUUGUGGCGAGACGAGGUAAACCGUCGAUCGUCAUGUGCGAUAAUGGCAAGAACUUUGUGGGAGCUAAGCGUGAACUAGAUGAACUGCGCAAGGUUUUUCUCACUCAGCGAUCGCAAGAGCAAAUUGUCUCAGAAGCAGCAGAUGACGGUGUCGAGUUUAAGUUCAUUCCACCUAGAUCUCCUAAUUUUGGCGGCUUGUGGGAGGCUGCCGUUAAGUCCAUGAAGCAGCAUCUCAAACGGACAAUCGGCAUGAAGGUUCUCACACCAGACGAGCUUCAAACGAUACUUGUACAAAUAGAGUCAUGUCUAAAUUCAAGACCUCUUACUCCUUUGAGCAAUGACCCCGGAAACUUUGAAGUACUAACUCCAGGACACUUUUUGGUUCAACGCCCACUCGCCGCACUACCAGAGCCAGCACUCAACGAGGUUCCAGAGAAUCGGCUUUCUCGAUGGCAGUGCGCACAAGAUUUCCUGCAGCGGAUUUGGGGGAAAUGGUCAACGCAAUACUUGUCCGACUUGCACAACAGGACGAAGUGGACGAGGCAACGUAACAACCUUUUCGUGGGGACAAUGGUCUUGGUGAAGGAAGACAAUCUUCCUCCGCUCAAAUGGGCUCUCGGUCGAGUGACGCAUGUCACUAAGGGAGCAGACGGCAACAUCCGGGUGGUGAUGGUGAAAACGAAGGACGCGGACGUACAGCGGACGAACGAGCUCAAGGAUCAAAGGGCUAAAUAUGAACAAGAGCUGAGAGAUUCGGAGCGACGAGUACUAGAACAGGUGGAAAGACAACACCAGUUAACUUAUUCAAACGGAAUAGGACCGGCGGCGAGUUCGACUGGUAUUCCGUUGCCGCGAAUAAAUGAACAGGAUGUUCCCCAGGAGGAUAAGGUUACAGUGAAUGAAAUGAAAAUGCUGGAGGAAAUGCAGGCACUGGAAAGGAAGCAUUUGGAAGAGCAGAAUCGGCUAGCGGAAGUACUGGACUGA